AUGGACAAGCCAUUUGAUAUACUCAACCCCACCCCGGCUCCUCUUCCUCCUCCACGAUACAGACCCUUGAGCGAAACCAGUGUAUCAGAUCCUUAUUCGACUCCUCCGCCUGCUUAUCAACCAUCACUGCAAUACUCAAACAGUCUAUACAUCCUCCCGUCUCAGCAAACACGGUCCUCAAAGCCGAGAUCCCCAAUAGGAGCAUACUAUUAUCAGCCUUUGCCUACUCCUGAAAUCAAAGUUAUUCAUCACAAGCCUACCAGAUCUCACGAUGCCUGUUGCUGGGGAUGUUUGGUAGCCGUACUUCUCUGUUUCGGCAUCAAGGAGUGUUGUUAA
Phycomyces blakesleeanus NRRL 1555(-) is the source of this 336-nucleotide messenger RNA. RefSeq lists its product as hypothetical. Bases 1 to 336 code for a protein of 111 amino acids. The record is from RefSeq and is a predicted model, not a curated record. The transcript is spliced from 3 exons. Lineage: Eukaryota; Fungi; Mucoromycota; Mucoromycetes; Mucorales; Phycomycetaceae.